AGAAGACAUUUACUUGGAAGAAGAUUUUAAAGCUCCAUUACCUGACAGAGAUGACCGAUAUACUGCGGCUGGUGUCAGCAGCGGACAGAAGGACUCUACGGACCCUCUCACAGCUCUCUGAAGACGAUAUUAACUGUAUUUGGGCAGAUGUAUCCGCGUAUAUUGAACGUCAGAUGACCCUACAGAAGGGGGUUAAUCUGGCAGGGCUGGGGACCUUCACCUUCUCUCAGCAGAAGUUGAACAUAGGAAACAAGUUCACAAUAAUCCAAAGACCCAUCUUCCUCCUGGCUGGGAAACUAGUCAAGUCUCUGGGUUUAAAGCAGGUCAGGCCACUGGCUGCAGCAACACAUCUACCAGUGGUGCAAUUGAACUUUGCAGCUGUGUCGCAAGAGACUCCUUUCAGUCGAGACGUAGUGGAGGGCUGCAUUAGAGAAACUCUUCUUCUCCUGUUCAGAGCUUUAGCUUCCGAACAAAACCUAUUCCUCACCUUCCAGGGAAUUGGAGUUUUGUCCUUCAAGAACAACAAGGUGCGGAUGAAGUUCAACAGAGAUUUUAUUAAUGCCAUGGAUGGAACAGGUCGGCUGCUGUUGGCCUUUAAUACUAGACCUGGGAGCAGUGUCUCUUUACUGUCUGGUGGCCUGUCCAGGCUUCAGAGGCUACAGACUGCUAACCGCGUCACCCUGCCAACCGUCUGCUCUCCUCAGCCAGACAACAAAGCUGGUGACAAAGAUGUAUGGUGCUUGUCUCCAGCUCCAGACCAGAGGAAUGCAGGAGAAGUUCUCCAACAGAGAAAAUCCCAUCAGUCACUGCUGCCUGCCAUGGAAGCCGUCAGCCUGUCUGAAGAACUUAAUCCAAACCCCCCUGCAGACAGGCCCACCAUUUCUAUCAAACCACCAGAGGUCACUCCCAAACUGGAGGAACAUCCUGUGAGUGUUAGCUGCUCUGGCCACACCCGGGCAGGACAGGAACUGUGCUACCUGUGUAUGCAGCGGGCCCAAAGAAAUGUUCCAGUCUACCUGAGGGAGCAGCAGCAGGCUGAGGAGAAAGCUCAGGAGAAACUCUUACUGCUUCAAGAGCAGCAGAGAGACAAGCAGUAUAUGGAAGAAGAAGAGGAGACGCUGAACGAACAACGUGAGCAUGCAAAGCAGGUUGCUACAUUCAAUCUGCAAAUGUCUGAGAAGAAAGCAAAGACUCAUUGCCCUCUCUUCCCCACUUCAUUCGUCUUCCCGGCUCGGCCCCUCACUCCUGCCAGGAGGAUCCAGCAGCAUCGUUACCUGAACGAGCUUCAGAGCCAGAUAGAGAGCCGGCGGCAACACGAGACUCAAGACCAGCAGAACCGUCUCCUCAUGGAGCGUCUAGACCAGGUCCAGCUGGUCCAGGAGAUAGCUUUACAGAAGGCUCAGCAGCUCCAGCAGAAACACGAGAGAACUACUCAUUACAAGAGGGCUCUGGAUACUCAGGUGGGAGAUAAGAAGAACACAGAGCCUCCAGAGAGCCAGACUCAAAGCUCCGGAUUCAACCGAUGUGCCACAGCAACCAACAACACAGAGAGCCGAGAGAGGGCACAGAAGCUCUUCCAAGUCAAUUUCAGUGCUGCCACCCAGAGGAAGAAAGAGGAACUGCACAACCGCCAAGAGCAGCUGGAUAGAGAGAAAGAAAUUCUCAAACACAACAAAAUGGAGUUAAUAUUGGAUCGCAUCAAUCAUUUUGAGAUGAAGAAGGACAUCAGUAAGUCACUGGAGGACGAGUGGAGUCGCAGUCUGAAGCUCAAACACCAGCGAGAGGAAGAGGAGAGGCGCUUCCUGAGGUCUGCUGGUCAGCUCCUGGUAGACAAGCUUGCACAGUACAGGCGCUGCUGCCAGUGUAAGAGGAGAACCACCAACUGUGGAGAGACCAACAUCUGGAAAGACUCUCAUUACUUCUCUGGCUCGGAGUUUAUGAUCUGAUGUACAGUGUAGCCUGCAGCACUUCAACAUCAAUACCUCACAGCCGAAAACAACACCUCAACCAUCGUAACUCAUCUUGUGAACAUCACUUAAGAUUGAUAGAAGUUAAGGAUAUGUGAAGCUCCUGAUACUUGGAUGUUAUGGUGUGCAGCAUGUGCUAUUCUCUGAUUUAUUAUUUCUUCUUUCUGACAGUAGUUUUUGGAGUUUAUGUUUGUUUUUACCCCCCUCCCCCUAUAAUAUGGUGGUUUUAUGUGUCCAAAGAUUGCAUGUAACAAUACUCACUAAUAACAUAUUCAGUCAAUAAAAUUGUCAUGUUCUUGUCCUUGGGCAA
Molecule: messenger RNA, 2277 nt
Organism: Centropristis striata (black sea bass)
Lineage: Eukaryota; Metazoa; Chordata; Actinopteri; Perciformes; Serranidae
Product: coiled-coil domain-containing protein 81-like
Exons: 16
Coding region: 51-1946 (631 amino acids)
Cellular component (GO): centrosome
Source: RefSeq, a predicted model, not a curated record